GACAGUCCAUUUUGUUUGUACAUUUCGGGGUGGACGCCAAAUCGGCCAAAUCGAUUUUAUAAAAAAUCAUCUAAUACGGAAAGAAGAAAAUUGUGGAAGUAAUGUCGUUACCAAGCAAUUAUAAACAAAUUGCUGUUGGAGCGCCAACAGGACCAGCAACUCCUGCACCUAGUAGCGGCUCAGGUAGCAGUCGAUCUCGUUCUUCCGGCACCGGCGGUGGUUCAGACCGCAACAAAGAUACUACACCAAUUUUUACUCACAGUAACUAUGGCAAUCCAGCAUUCACGCCGCAAAAGGCAGGAAAAUCGUCCAGUUCUAAGAAUCAAGCUGAGUCCCGUACACCGAAGCCACCAAAACCUCCAGAGAAACCAGUUCUACCUUACAUGCGCUAUUCGAAACGAAUUUGGGAUAGUGUAAAGGCACAGUACCCUGACUUAAAGCUCUGGGAAUUGGGCAAAAAAAUUGGGGCUAUGUGGAAACAGUUGACUGAGUCUGAGAAGCAGGAAUUUAUUGAUGAAUACGAAGCCGAUAAAGCUGAGUAUGAAAAGGCGUUAAAAACAUACCACAAUUCGCCAGCAUAUUUGACUUUUCUGUCUGCUAAGAGCAAGGUGAAAACAGAUUCCGAUGUACACGAAACACCGACACGUUCGAGUGGUAAAAGCCAACAAGAAAGGCGCAUUGAUAUACAACCAGCAGAAGAUGAGGACGAUCAGGAUGAAGGGUAUUCUUUCAAGCAUGUGGCGUAUGCACGUUAUUUGCGUAACCAUCGUCUUAUCAAUGAGAUUUUUUCGGAUGCGGUAGUGCCCGAUGUUCGUUCUGUUGUAACAACACAGCGUAUGCAGGUACUCAAAAGACAAGUAAGUUCUCUUACUAUGCACCAAACUAAACUGGAGGCUGAGCUACAACAGAUGGAAGAAAAAUUCGAGGCAAAGAAACAACGAAUGGUAGAGUCUAGCGAGGCAUUUCAAGAGGAGUUAAAGCGCCACUGUAAGCCAGCGGUGGACGAUGAGACAUUCCAGAAAAUGGUAGUUCGAAUGUACGAUGAAAUGAAACGAGAGCGGCAACGGGUGGACGAGCACCCAACGGGAGUUGGCUCUUCUAUUCCAGGAGCUGUAGCAACACAAGCAGUGAGCACUCGCAACGAUGAAAAAUCAGCUGCUUCCUCGGGCCAAACAACAAAUUCUGCCUUGUCUGGUGUUGCGAUAUCGGCAGGUAAGAAGGAUGCUCUAAUAACCACAGCAACUUCGCAAUCGAUUCCUGCGACUAGAGAUCCUAUUGAAUCUGCAAGCAAAACUGAUCCGGAACCGAUGGAUAUUGAGCCUACGCCGAAGCCAUCAGUCCCACUGCCAUCUAGACUAGAGACACAAAAAGCUGCUUCUAAAUCUGGUAGUGAACCAAUUAAAGACGUUAAUAAUAAACCGCAAAUAGCACCAAUUGUAAAAACUAUGCAACCUGGCAAAGUACCCACCCCGACUCCAACUCCUCCACCAUCCAUAGCUCCUGUAGACCACACUGCAUCCAAUCAACAAUCGGCAACUUUAGGAGGCGCAAAUCCCACAUCUCAAAUGAGUGUGCCACCAACUCAAACACCCCCACCACAAACUGCAACGCAACCAAAUCAGCAACCGUCGCAACCACUGCCCGGCCAACAACCACCGCCACCACAACAACAAGUCCCUCCUACAAUGCCAAUGCACCCACAUCAUCCACAACCUCCAUCACAUUUACCCCCACACUUGUCGCCACAUCAACCCAUGUCGGCUAUGCCACCUCAUAGCGGUUACGGUAGUUACGGUCCAACUGGUCCAACGCGCUCUCCGUAUUAUCAGCCACAAUAUGGAGCACAUCCAUCACAACCUUACGGCCAGUAUGCUCCUUAUCCUCAUUACCAACAGCCGUAUGGGCCCCCGCCAGGCUCCCAUUACAUGAAUGCCCGUCCGCCACCUCAGCAUAAUGGAUCGCCGGUUCACUAUCCAGAACAUGGUACUCCAGUGUCAGGACAACCACAACAACCGCAUGAGGCUUACGGUCAGCCACCGUCACACAACCAGGUUUUAGUACAACAGCAGCCGGUGACAAGCUCUGCACCGCCGUCGUUAUCCGCCGCAGUUUCAAGCAAUACUGUUGGAGUAGCAUCGGCAGCCGCUGUUGCCAAUGUUUCGGAAGGAUCCAAAGCCGAGGGUGAGAAGAAAGAUGGAGGUACUGAAUAAACGGCAGCACAAUUGAAAUAUAUAUCGUUUGUACAUGCUUUUUAAAUUGUAAGUGCGUAAUGGAUUUUGAAAAACCAAUUAAAUGUAUUCAUGUAAAAGGCAAUAAACUUGCUGAAACAAAA
Molecule: messenger RNA, 2332 nt
Organism: Anastrepha ludens (Mexican fruit fly)
Lineage: Eukaryota; Metazoa; Arthropoda; Insecta; Diptera; Tephritidae
Gene: Bap111
Product: SWI/SNF-related matrix-associated actin-dependent regulator of chromatin subfamily E member 1
Exons: 2
Coding region: 102-2210 (702 amino acids)
Biological process (GO): negative regulation of DNA-templated transcription
Cellular component (GO): SWI/SNF complex
Molecular function (GO): nucleosomal DNA binding; nuclear receptor binding
Source: RefSeq, a predicted model, not a curated record